This is a messenger RNA of Adineta steineri, 666 nucleotides long. NCBI's taxonomy places the organism in Eukaryota, Metazoa, Rotifera, Eurotatoria, Adinetida, Adinetidae. The record is from the annotation of a GenBank genome assembly.
AUGGCAUUGUUACGUUAUACACUUCCAUUAUCUCGAUGUACUCUUCCAUUUGUUAGUUCAAAUCGAGGAGCUGCAACAGCAACAGCAUCUGCUAUUGAACAUACAACAAAUCCACCAAUACAGAAUAAACAAGAACAAAAUACUUUAACAAAUGUAUCACCAUAUAAAAAUGUUCCAGGAAAACAUUACGGUGAUAGUAACGUUGAAGUAGCAUUAGCUCGUUUAGAUGAUGUACAAAAUUUAAUACGGCGUGGUUCAAUAUGGCCGCUUACAUUUGGUCUUGCAUGUUGUGCUGUUGAAAUGAUGCACAUGGCAGCACCACGUUAUGAUAUGGAUCGAUUUGGUGUUGUCUUUCGUGCUAGUCCACGUCAAGCUGAUUUAAUGAUUGUUGCUGGUACACUUACGAAUAAAAUGGCUCCAGCUAUUCGACGUUUAUACGAACAGAUGCCACAUCCAAAAUGGGUUAUUUCUAUGGGUUCAUGUGCGAAUGGUGGUGGUUAUUAUCAUUAUUCAUAUGCAGUCGUACGUGGAUGUGACCGUAUAAUACCAGUUGAUAUUUAUGUACCUGGUUGUCCACCAAGUGCUGAAGCAUUACUCUAUGGAGUUUUACAAUUACAACGAAAGAUUAAACGAUAUGAUACAUUACAAAAAUGGUAUCGAAAAUAA